AUGAGCAAGAGAGCCAGGAGUCCAAGGUUGGAAUUGAGGCUGAACCUGUCUCCUCCAAGGGCAGGGACCUCGGUAUCUUCUUCGGAGCUGUCGUCGGAAUCUUGGGCUUCAUCGCAGGUUUCUGUCCAAUCCUUGGAGAGCUCGUGCGUGUCUUGUGAAGCUCAAGAAACAAGAGCCAUGCUUCUCGUAGGUUGUCCUCGGUGCCUCAUGUAUGUUAUGUUGUCCGAGAAUGAUCCCAAAUGCCCCAAGUGCAAGAGUACUGUGUUGCUCGACUUCCUCAACAACGAAGAAAACAAUAAGAAGAUCGAUUAG
This is a messenger RNA of Sphenostylis stenocarpa, 312 nucleotides long. NCBI's taxonomy places the organism in Eukaryota, Viridiplantae, Streptophyta, Magnoliopsida, Fabales, Fabaceae. The record is from the annotation of a GenBank genome assembly.